AGCAGCAGCAGCAUGACGGGCCGCGAGGAGAUCGCGGAGGGCAAAGCCAAGGGGAAAGCGCUGACGCCCAGCGGAGGCGGCGGCCCCGAGAAGGCGCGCUUGGGGAGCCCGUCGGGCGGCAGCCUGCGCUCCAAGGGCUUCGCCAUCACCGACCUGCUGGGCUUGGAGGCGGAGCUGCAGCCGCCCGCCACCUCCUCCGUGACCGGCUCGGGCUGCGAAGGCGGCGGCGGGGCAGCGGGGCUGGCAGGAGGCGGCACCGGCGGCGGAGGUCCCUUGCCCAUGGGCUUGGGCUUCCUGUGCGGCUUCGCCACGCAGCAGCCGGCCGGGGCGCAUUGCCUCCUGCCGGCGCACCUGCCCUUCCUGCAAGCGCGCCCGGAGCACCAUCACCACUCGCACCACCACCCGAGCCACCACCCGCACCAAUACGGCCCCGGAGCCGAAAAGCACAAGGAGAACAUCUCCGAUGAAGACAGUUUGUCAGGGGACAAGAACAACCUCAAGGCAUCUGAUUCUCAGAUCAAGAGAAAGAAACGGCGGCACAGGACUGUGUUUACUGCCCAUCAGCUGGAGGAACUGGAAAAGGCUUUCAAUGAAGCCCACUACCCGGAUGUGUAUGCCAGAGAAAUGUUAGCCAUGAAAACAGAGCUCCCUGAGGAUAGGAUACAGGUUUGGUUUCAAAACCGAAGAGCCAAGUGGCGAAAGCGUGAGAAGUGCUGGGGCCGCAGCAGCGUGAUGGCAGAAUAUGGUCUCUAUGGUGCUAUGGUGAGACACUCCAUCCCACUACCUGAAUCAAUCAUCAACUCUGCCAAAAGUGGGCUUGUGGGCUCCUGUGCCCCCUGGCUGCUUGGAAUGCAUAAAAAAUCAAUGGAUGUUACAACUAAGCCCGAAAGCGAGGAAAAGGGGAACAGUGACUGGAAAUCUCAACGCCCUGAAGAGGAAUUAAAAAUUAAGCAGGUAGAGCAGGAAAGAAGCUCCACUGACAAAUUUACCUCAAUGGACAAUUCUGAUGACAUUGCAAUGGAUCUCUCCAGCACAGCAAAGCAUGAGAAAAAGCACGACACUUUGAGACAGUGUCUCAGUGGAGGCCCCCAGCCCAAAAUGAAGGACAGCGAGCACUAAGAAUCAGAAAGAGGAGAGAUGUGAUACAAUAGAAAAUAAAUAAAUAAAUG
Messenger RNA from Lacerta agilis (Sand lizard), 1169 nucleotides. RefSeq names its product visual system homeobox 1 (gene VSX1). The record is from RefSeq and is a predicted model, not a curated record. Gene Ontology annotation, molecular function: DNA-binding transcription factor activity, RNA polymerase II-specific; transcription cis-regulatory region binding. Gene Ontology annotation, biological process: regulation of DNA-templated transcription. NCBI's taxonomy places the organism in Eukaryota, Metazoa, Chordata, Lepidosauria, Squamata, Lacertidae. The transcript is spliced from 5 exons. Bases 13 to 1119 code for a protein of 368 amino acids. Gene Ontology annotation, cellular component: nucleus.